UGUCCCUGUUUGCUAAAUGUCUGAGUUUCAGGUUGUGUUUUCAUGGAAGUUAAUAUUUAAAAUGUUCAGUUGGUUGUAGGACUUUGGCAGCACUGAACCGUAAAAUGAUUUGAGGAUGAAGGAAUCUCUUUAGAAUCAUAGCCUGGCUUCUUUAACUGUUCUCUUUACAGAGAUCUGUGUUUCUAUUGGUUAGUAAGAAUUUAAGUUUUUGCAUUCAUAGAUAUUUAGUAAUAUAAGUAAUUACUUAGAGGUCAAAAUAGUUGUGUUCUACGUAUGUUUGUGCAUAAAUAUUCAUGAUUAAAUCAGUAAAAGGAGUUGCACUUUGAUUGAGGAAGCUGAAUUUUCCCACCUCUGCUUUCCACAGAGGUGGGAAAUAAGUAUUAAUUGUCACUUUUCUUUUUGCCUAAUAAGGGGGACAGUGGAAACUUCUAGUCACUGCAACUUGUACAAUAUAAGUAAUUGAACAGUAAAGAUUUAAUUUUUGCCAUUGACUUUUUUUAAUUGAAUGACUAAAACUACUUGAGUUCCAACAGGUUUGUUGUGUUUUGUUACUUGUUUUUUUUUUCUUUCUUAAUGGACAGUGACCAGGGUUCACAAAGAAAUAAGGCAGAAGUGUAGUUGUUAUAUUAAGUAAUAAAAGUAGAUUCAUGCCCUUGAACGUGAAAUUCUUUGGAGUAAAAGUUGGCAGCUGUCCCAGUCUGUAUCGGAAGAGAGAGACUGGGCAGGAAAAAACAAACACAGUCCAAGGAGCAACAAUGAAGGGGAAAAGUGUACAAUAGGAAAUUGUUAAUUAAGAUGAUUGCCUGCCAUAAAAAAUCCAAUAGCUUACUGUAUUUGAUUUGCCAGCAGGUUGAAAGUAUGGUUAUAUGGUGUGCUCAGGGACAAAACAGAUCAAAUAACACACUGAUUUUUGGGUGCAAAACCCCAUUCUUUGUGGCUGAUUGCCUGUUUUGCUGUUUUCAGUGUAUAUACAGUUCUUCUGGCUGGAAGUGUUGGUUCCUGAGAUAAAAUGUAACAAAAUUUGGAAAAUAUUAACCAGAAAGAAAGAAAGAAAAGGUGAAAUGUGCACUAAAUUUGCUUCAAAAUAAAGUCCUUGAAUGACAAAUGAGGAUCUUGAGUGGAAACCCCUUUUAUUACUAGGUCCAGUUAAGUUUUUUGGACAGUUUUGUUGGGUCUCACAUGAAUUCACACUUGAGUGUAAUCUCCUGAUACUGUGAAAAGAAAUUACAUGGCAUCAUCUGAAGUGAGGUUGGAGGUCAGAGCUGGGCUGAAAUUUGGUGUUUUUUUGUGAUAUAUUGAGUUAAUUCACACAGUAACAAGGCAUAGUGGGUGUCUCACCCCUCCCAGCAUCUAGUUUGGAAAAAUAAAUAUUUGGGCGAAAAAAGGAAAUAAAUGAUGUCAAUUUGUAGCACUGGGUUCUCAAUUCAGGGUAAUGGGUGAGUGAUUUUAGGCCUAUAGAAAUAAGGGGGGUAAUACAGGAGAGAUGGAUGAUGAACAUGGGUUGAACAUACCAGGGCUUGGUUAAACUGGCUGAGGAUAGAAUCCAAAAGUAAGUGCCGGUGUCUUGACGCAAAAAUUAGAGAUUUAAUUUUAUCAAAGUCAUUAACUUAUGAAUUAGCUGUUAAAAGCUCCAGUUAAAAUCAGGAGUGUGUAGCAGCAGUGGCAGUGGUUGAGGUUUGCUGGGGUGGUACCAACCUGCCUCUCCAGCCCUUCCUGUUCAUCCACAUUUGGGGGUUGAUUUAAAUAGGGGCAUGGUCUGGGUGGCAUUUCCAGAGUCUCUGUGGUCCUGUGUUUUACCAAUUCCCAUAUUUUGGUAUCUUAGGCAGGGAUUUUAGAUAAAUUCAGAAGUACAACAACAACAAAAAAGUCAUUACCCAGUCUAAGAACUUAAUGGUUCAACUUCGUAUUUCAGUAAAAAAAUAUUGUUUGAAUUUCCUUCUGUUAUUUCUGAUAUUUUGGGGUGAGGUCUGUGCCACAUAAAGGUAGUGAUGCUGAACAAUUCACAUAUAAAGUAGCAGGUUUUACUAGCAAAAUCCAUAAUGGGAUUCAUCCAUUUUUGUCAGGUAUUUCCAGUUUUUAAUUAAUGCUUUGCAUGUCUGAGCAGAGCACAUCCUUCAUAUUUCUGAGGUUUGGUAUUUUUUUACAGUUUCAGCAUUGAAUUGUUUGUUUCUUAGGGAGAGCUUUAACUUUUAAACUUUUUGUUGCAACUCUGGACUUGCUGUUUUCAAAAAGACUUGAAAUAGCUUGUGAAUCUUUUCUCUUCAAACUUCAAAUUAAUUUUCAUCAGAGAUUUUAGGGUUUUAGGUCUCUGAAAAACAUCUGUACACAAACUUUGUGCAUAACAGGGAUUUUAAAUGAGUGUCAUCUUGUAUGGAUGGUGUCUAUAGCUUUUAAAGAAGGAAUUUUAAACUAAUUCCAAUUAAAUAACACUGACAUAAUAAUAAUUAUAGCAUUUACAAAGGGAUAUGCUAAAUGAUACAUAAGGGAGAUGCUAAAUAUAACUACUGAGUAGUAGUGUUUGUUUGAAACUACAGUUUUAAAUUAGAGCAACAAGAACAUGAGUUUUCACUUGUGUGCUCUGAAAUGUAAAUUGGUCAAAUGGGGAACUCUGUUAAUUUGAAAUUGUUGUGUUUUAAUGUUGUUUUUUUUCUUUCUUUUUUUCUUUUUCUCCUUCCCCUCUCCAGCUAAAUGGCCUUAAAAUGGCAGAUGAGCCCAUGGAGGAAGGUGAACCAUAUUCCUACCACGAUGAAGGAAGCGUGAAAGAAAUUCCUAUUACACACCACGUGAAAGAAGGAUGUGAGAAAGCAGAUCCAGCACAGUUUGAACUACUUAAAGUUCUUGGACAGGGAUCAUUUGGAAAGGUCUUCCUUGUGAGGAAGAUAAUUGGUCCUGAUGCUGGGCAGCUUUAUGCAAUGAAAGUAUUGAAAAAAGCUUCUUUGAAAGUUCGGGAUCGAGUUCGUACGAAAAUGGAGAGGGACAUUUUAGUAGAAGUAAAUCAUCCCUUUAUCGUCAAACUGCACUAUGCCUUUCAGACUGAAGGGAAGCUCUAUUUAAUAUUGGAUUUUCUCAGGGGAGGAGAUGUAUUCACACGAUUAUCCAAAGAGGUUAUGUUUACAGAGGAAGAUGUGAAAUUCUACCUCGCAGAACUGGCCCUUGCUUUGGAUCACCUUCACAGCUUGGGAAUUGUGUACAGGGACCUGAAGCCAGAAAACAUUUUGCUUGAUGAAGCAGGACAUAUCAAGUUAACAGACUUUGGACUCAGCAAAGAAUCAGUAGAUCAAGAGAAGAAGGCCUAUUCUUUCUGUGGUACUGUAGAGUACAUGGCACCUGAAGUGGUAAACAGGAGAGGGCACAACCAGAGUGCUGACUGGUGGUCCUUUGGGGUCCUCAUGUUCGAGAUGCUCACCGGGACCCUGCCGUUCCAAGGUAAAGAUCGAAACGAAACCAUGAAUAUGAUACUGAAAGCAAAGCUUGGGAUGCCUCAGUUCCUCAGCCCUGAAGCACAGAGUCUUCUGAGGAUGUUGUUUAAAAGGAACCCAUCAAAUAGAUUAGGAGCUGGUUCAGAUGGAGUGGAAGAAAUCAAGAGACAUCCUUUUUUUUCUACUGUUGACUGGAAUAAACUGUUCAGAAGAGAAAUCCAGCCUCCAUUUAAACCUGCUUCUGGAAAGCCAGAAGACACCUUUUGUUUUGAUCCAGAAUUCACAGCAAAAACACCAAAAGAUUCUCCAGGAGUCCCACCGAGUGCAAAUGCCCAUCAGCUCUUCAAAGGAUUUAGUUUUGUUGCAACUACUACUGUAGAAGACCAUAAAAUAUCCCCUCUCACCAACAUCCUGCCCAUAGUACAGCAGCUUCAUGGAAACAGUGCCCAGUUCACUGAUGUCUAUGAACUGAAGGAAGAUAUUGGUGUUGGUUCCUACUCUGUUUGCAAGAGGUGUAUACACAUAGCCACAAACAUGGAGUUUGCUGUGAAGAUAAUUGAUAAAAGCAAGAGGGAUCCCUCAGAAGAAAUCGAGAUUCUCAUGCGUUAUGGACAGCAUCCAAAUAUUAUCACUCUAAAGGAUGUGUAUGAUGACGGCAGGUUCAUCUACCUGGUGACUGAGCUGAUGAAGGGGGGGGAGCUGCUGGACCGGAUCCUGAGGCAGAAGUUCUUCUCGGAGCGCGAGGCCAGCGCUGUGCUCUUCACCAUCGCCAAGACCGUGGACUACCUGCACUGCCAGGGGGUGGUGCAUCGAGACCUCAAACCCAGUAAUAUUUUAUAUACAGAUGACUCCAAUAAUGCUGAUUCCAUCAGGAUUUGUGAUUUUGGAUUUGCAAAACAGCUUCGAGGAGAAAAUGGACUCCUCCUAACCCCAUGCUACACUGCAAACUUUGUGGCACCAGAGGUGCUCAUGAGACAGGGAUAUGAUGCUGCUUGUGACAUAUGGAGCUUGGGUGUUCUUCUUUACACCAUGUUGGCAGGCUACACUCCCUUUGCCAAUGGUCCCAAUGAUACUCCUGAGGAGAUCCUGGUACGGAUAGGCAGUGGAAAAUUCUCCCUAAGUGGAGGCAACUGGGACACUGUUUCAGACGCAGCAAAGGACUUGCUCUCCCACAUGCUGCACGUGGAUCCCCACCAGAGGUACACGGCAGAGCAGGUGCUGAAGCAUUCCUGGAUUGCCUGCAGGGACCAGCUGCCACAUUAUCAGCUCAACAGGCAAGAUGCCCCUCAUCUAGUAAAGGGAGCCAUGGCUGCUACAUAUUCUGCACUGAAUCACAAGACAUUUCAGCCAGUGUUAGAGCCUGUUGCAGCCUCCAGUUUAGCUCAGCGACGGAGCAUGAAAAAGCUCACAUCCACAGACUUAUAGAUCCACUGGGACACCUGAGCACACAGAAGCAAGGGGGAAACUCAACAAGUGGCUCUGUUUUGCCUGACCUGUGAUCAAAAGGCAUCUAUGGUUUCCUGCUACACUACUUGAAUUCUGUAAAAGUCCUUUUUUAAAAAAGAAAAAAAAAUCCACAGGUUCAUACUGUGUUUGUUUUACAGGCUGUAUCUGUUAAAUUAAUUUAAACAUCAGGUACACCAUAAUGAACUUCUCUACACUGUCCUUUGAGAUCUGUUGCAAAUAUUCUUUCAUAUUCUGUAUAGUUUUGCUGGGUUCAGUUAAAAAAAAAAAAAAAGUGGUUUAGGGGACCGUUGCCAAUGACCAAGUUGUACAUAAAGUGUCAGUGGGAGUUUUCUUUUCUUCACACCUUUAGACCCCGUUGUGAAGGACAAAUUAAUUUUGUAAUUGGGCACUUAUUUCAUUCAACUUGAUUCAUUUCACUUGUCCUUGACUGUUAUGCAGAGUUGACUCAUGUCGUGUGCCAGUGUUCAGUUCAUGAGUGUUGAUUUAUUUGGGAGGUCUGUGUUUGCAUGGUGCCAGUAACUGAUAAAUUCAUGUGAAAAUACAAACAGAGGGAUGUGGAAGAUUCUGCACUUGACCCAUCAACUUAAUUUGAUCACUUGUGACCCAAAAGAAGUGCUGAUUGUGGCCUCUUAAAGGAAAAUGAACAUUUCUAGUUGUUACCACAAAUUGUGUCCUGCACUGAGCUGGAAAAAGUUAAAAUAUGCAUAAACUGUCAAAAGUAAGAUCUCAAAACAUUUGAGACAACAUCAUGCAGCUCAAUCCUUUGUUAUUUCUGUUUGCCAUCCAUUAGUAAAACCACUGUGUUAUUUCCCUCAGCAGUCUUUCCAUUGAAUAUGAGGUUUGUUUGGCAUAUGGCACAAACUGACACUUUAUUAUAACAAACUUGGCACGUGGAUUUUUAUUUAUUUGAUUUAUUAUUUUUUUUUAAUAGAACGUUGUUGCUUCUCUCUGAACCUCUCGCUGCAUGUACAAAUAUUACAGAACAGAAAUGCAAAAUUCUCUUUGCCUAACUGUAGGGGUAGCUUGGGGAAAUAAAUAAGCCUUGCAGUGUGCCCAGAUAAGGGAAUUCUGACCAAGGAAUGUCACAGUUAUGGACAAAUUCCUAUUGCCAGCACUCCCUUGCCCUCUCUGUCUGGUGUUAGGACUUGAACUGUUCCUAAAUGCUGUGAUGAAGAGGAAAUUAAUUGCAGGGCCAGAAUUAUCUUGGAGUUUUCUGCCUCAGAACCUUUGCUAACUGCUGGUAGACUGGGAACUAAUGCAUGCAGAGAUAAAAGUGUUUUCCAAAGUUGCAGACUCUGAGGAGUUGUAGUUUCAUAGCAGGAUGACACACAUUUUAAAUAUUAAGUAAAUAAGUGGUAUUAGACUGUGAAGAGGUAGAAAAUCCAAGUGACCAAAAAUCAAAUCUGAUUUGUCGUCAUUGAAUUUCAAAUUACAGGAUGCCAGUGAUGGCAGAACUUGGCAUUUUGAGGCAGGGAAAAAACUUUCCAAGAGAAUUCUGGCUCGACCACCAGGAGUGGUGUAGUAACUCAGAUCUUACAAGAGGGUGUUGGCUGGGUUUUGUCUGUACCUGUGAAGUACUUGGGGGUGUUGGAAGUUCUGUUAGAUAAGCUGCUUUCUUCUGUUGUGGUGGGGGAAGAUGGGAAUUACCUGGCCAAAUAGUUAGGUCUGAAUAUAUCUAGAUUUGAGACUUCCUGAGUAUAGCAAACAUUGGUGUGCUCUUUGUAUCAUGCAGAACAUACCCCAUGUGGAAUUUCUGGAAUGUUGAUAGGUGUUGGAAGCUUUAGGGGCCAUAUGUGCCUGGUUUAGAGGUGCCUGUUUGAAAUGCUUGAAAGCUUCUCAAAGAACACAACUGCUUCCUGGAAAAGCUUCUUGUUUAGGACAAAAUCUGCCCCUUUUGCAGCUGGUUCGUCUUCCUUUUCCUUACUCUGGAGACCUUUGCCAGCAAGAAUGCCUGUAAACCUCUUGUCCACACUCUGUCAGGAUAAUUCUGAUGUUAAUUCACAGAAGAAUUUGAAUUCACUCAAGAAAAAAAAAGGCAAAGUGGUGGAAACGAAGCUCCCUGAGCCAAGGUCAAGCUGUGAUGUGGG
Molecule: messenger RNA, 6973 nt
Organism: Lepidothrix coronata (blue-crowned manakin)
Lineage: Eukaryota; Metazoa; Chordata; Aves; Passeriformes; Pipridae
Gene: RPS6KA6
Product: ribosomal protein S6 kinase A6
Exons: 21
Coding region: 2700-4844 (714 amino acids)
Biological process (GO): protein phosphorylation
Molecular function (GO): ATP binding; magnesium ion binding; ribosomal protein S6 kinase activity
Source: RefSeq, a predicted model, not a curated record